ACUAUGUUAUAACGUUAGCAGCAAGAUUUAUAUAUACACAUAUUGUCAAACCUCGGUCUUAGUCAAUAAGUGUUAAAUAUUACUGGCUGAUGAAUGUGUAAAAUUUCAGCUUCUAUUCUAGUCAUAUUAAGGCAAUGUCUGGAAAGACAGCGCCCUAUGCUUUGAAAUCAGCAAUAACGACUGGAAUUCUUGGUUCUCCAGAAUCCAUUCAUUUGCACUCCUGUAAAACGCAACCGUUAGCGUUGUUUUACGACUUGAAUGUGUUCGAAAAUGGCUUAAAAAAUGUGCAAAAUGCGUUCGGCAAAGGCUUUAUGCACGCUAUUGCUGUUAAGUCCAAUCCAGUAUGCAACAUGCUUGAACUGGCUAUGAAACAGGGUCUUGGAGCUGAAUGUGCUUCUAUUGGUGAAGUCCUAAAUUGUCUGAAGGUCGGUUUCCUGCCUGACAAAAUUGUCUAUGACUCCCCAGUUAAAACAGCUUCAGAAAUUAGGUUUGCAUUGGAGAGAGGCAUUCAUAUCAAUGCAGAUAGCAUUCAAGAAAUCCACAUCAUUAACGAAGAAUUGCAAAAACUUAAGAAGACGAAUUCAACGAUUGGGCUUCGUGUUAAUCCUCUUGUUGGAAAAGGAGAAAUUCACGAACUAAGUACUGCAACAGCAACAUCGAAAUUUGGUGUGGCGUUGAAUGAGCAUUUCAAGGGAGAGGUGUUAGAAUACUACGCUAAAUACCCAUGGUUGACCGCAAUGCAUGUUCAUAUUGGAUCUCAGUCCUACGGCGUCACAGAGCUUGCCAAUGGUUUGAGAACAGCUGUCCUUUUUGCCUUGGAAGUGAACGAUCAUCUUGGCCGAAAUCAAGUCAAUGUUUUUGAUAUUGGUGGAGGAUUACCGGUGAACAGAGACGAUGAUGAAAUAAGUCCGACGUUUGACGAUUACGCCGGAAAAUUAAAAUCGAUAAUACCGGAAUUAUUUCCUUCCAAUGGCGUCUUCAGACGAGUUGUCACUGAGUUUGGUCAAGCUUUAAAUGCCAAGACAGGCUGGUUGGCCAGCAGGGUGGAAUAUGUGAAACAGUCGGGAAGUGAAGAUGUUGACAUCAUUCUUAGUCAUAUUGGAGCGGACUUGUGCAUGCGCACGUGCUAUUGUCCAAAUCAACGAAAAUAUCAGAGAAGAAUCGAAAUUUACGACAGUGAUGGAUGUCUAAAAACAGGAAAGAAGCGAUGUUACAAUAUUGCCGGUCCAUUGUGCUUUUCUGGCGAUGUUAUCAAGUACAACAUACACUUACCUGAGGUGAUAAGGGGUGAUUAUAUUGUUGUGCUGGACUGUGGUGCUAACUCCCUCUCUGUUUUUAACCGACAUUGUAGUCGGUUUGCACCCUCCGUAUUUGGCUACAGAAAAAGAGAGAAUGAAUCUGUGGAAUUUACUGUCCUGAAGGAGGCUGAAACAACGGAAGAGUUACUAAAGUUUUGGGGAGACAAAAACCAGCUAUCACCAAAAUGAAAUGGGGCUUCGAAAUUGUAAACUGGAUUACAUUCACUGUGGAAUGAUAUAAAAUGACGUUUCAGCUCAACACCAACAGCUCGCGAUUCAAAAUCAUACUUUCUUGCAAUGGAAAUAAUGGCCAAUCACUAGCUAGAUGGAACAUUUCACGCCACUGUCAUACGACGAGUCAGAAUGAUUUUCCCACAAUGCACUUCUUUUGUUAGGCUAAAAAUGUAAAUAAAGUUGGGCUAUUUUA
Xenia sp. Carnegie-2017 is the source of this 1725-nucleotide messenger RNA. Its product is annotated as diaminopimelate decarboxylase-like. Gene Ontology annotation, biological process: polyamine biosynthetic process. Gene Ontology annotation, molecular function: diaminopimelate decarboxylase activity. Bases 135 to 1487 code for a protein of 450 amino acids. The record is from RefSeq and is a predicted model, not a curated record. Lineage: Eukaryota; Metazoa; Cnidaria; Anthozoa; Malacalcyonacea; Xeniidae. The transcript is spliced from 18 exons.